This is a messenger RNA of Paramuricea clavata, 1707 nucleotides long. The record is from the annotation of a GenBank genome assembly. NCBI's taxonomy places the organism in Eukaryota, Metazoa, Cnidaria, Anthozoa, Malacalcyonacea, Plexauridae.
AUGCCGGAUGAAUAUAUCAAAACUUCUUUGACGCCUUUUGGUCGGGUAGUCAGUGUGCAACACCUAACAGUUCAGGGGUUCCCCAACAUACGCACUGGCACCCGCAUGGUGUCUAUGUCACUCCUAAAGCCCAUUCCACCGGAACUCACUAUUUCUAAUUUUAAGUGCGCAAUUAAAUAUCGUGGGCAACCAAAGUUUUGUUUUGGCUGGCGUUCCUUUGGACAUUUUGCUCGCCUGUGCCCUCGAGCGUCGGGUGGUGCUAAGGCUGGGAGUGCUACAGCUGGGAGGACUAUGGCCGAGGCUGUCUCCACCGGCAGGAGUUCUGUCGUGUCUCAGGCACCUGUUCAGCCUUCUUCUUUGCCUGCCACUGCUUCUGCAGACGGCCCUGUUCCUGAUGGGGCAGCACCAUCGCAGGAUUACGUCUCGCCCUCUACUGCCCUCUCUUGUCAUGCUGUAGCAAUGGACGUCUCUUCUCAUGAGUCUGUACGUGCAGCUGAUGAACCCUCCAUCUCACUGGACAUGCAGGUCGUUGGAUUGUCAAUCCAUCUGAGUGAUUUUAAGGAACACGUCACAUUCAGUGGUGAUUUCUCCUAUUCUCGCCGUGUGUCCAGUUUUAAACGUGUUGCAAAAACACAGAGCCCAGACCGGGCAGAUGCCAGGAGGAUCAUACGUGCCCGUCGACUUGAGGCAUUUGCCAUCUGCCGAAACCAAGACGUGGUGUCUGUUGUUGCUGAUACUUCAGUCGAGAUGUCUGUAGUCUCCAUGCAACAACAUACUGUGCCAGUUGAUUCUCCGGCAGUUGUCACCUCCAACCGUAAUGCGUUGCUGGCGGACGAGGCAGAUGAGCUGGCUGCCCCUGAGCCUGUCUCUUCAGUCGUCGUUCCUGUGGAAAACCAUCUUCAGCCCUCCUGUACCAACUCUGCCAUAAGUGAUGCUCCUGCUGAUAGCACGGAUGUUUCCACUCGGGCACAUGCUGUUGUGGAUGAUCUAGCGUCCCUUGCCGGGACGUCGUUGAUCCGCUCGCCAGUCCUUUGCCUACCGAUGGUGCUGCCGAGCCGGUUGGUUCCACUCCUCCAUCUGUGGACCAAUUUCCUGCUGGUACUAAACCACCUGUACCUUGUGGUGAAUCUGUGGCAGCUACUUGCCAGUCUUCUGCUCUGUUUCACCCUCUGAGCCCUCUCUGCAGCUGCACCUCUCUAGGAGUGAGCAGUCUGCCGAACCUGUUGCCUCACUUCCUUCGCCUGUUAGUGGAGCUGUUGAGCCGUCUCCUGCUGGCAGUCCUGUGACCCACACCCCUGUGUGCACAACUCCGCCUGUGCCUUGUUAUGAGCCUGCGUCAGAAGAUGCUGCUAGUUCUCCACCUGCCAUCCCCCUUCUUGUCAGGCUCUGGCUCCUUGGCAGGCUUCUGGUUCCGCUGCUUCUCCUGCUGCGGGCUCCGCUUAUGCUCUGGCUGUCUUGUCACGCUCUUCUUCUUUGCUGCCAUUCCGUGAGUCGCCAGACCUUUUUUCUCCCGCAAGUUCUGAUUCUGAAGGCCGGUUGACGACGCCUUCCAAUUUUCCAGUUUCACCAGUCUCUUCGCAUUAUGCCAGAUCCUUUUUUUCGGAGGUGGACGAUCCUCCAUCGUUGCUCCCUUCUGCUUCCGAGCAGGUGGAUGUUUUAGCUGAUCAGUCUCUGGUCAGCCUUUUUAAUAACAAUAACAAUGUAUAA